CAUUUUGCAGAUAGCAUCAAUCUAUUUCUGUCAGCUUUUAAAUACCACCAUGAUGGAGAAGUUCUCGUUUCUGCUGUUUCCAGAGUCUCCAAGAUGAAUACUACAGCAAUGAGCCCACUCACUGUUACUCCACUAAGUUUUGUUCCAGACUUAAAAAAUUCCACCCUUGAUCCUCUCAAUGAGACUGCAUGUGAGAACUGGAAAGAGAUUCAUCAUCUUGUUUUCCACGUGGCAAACAUUUGCUUUGCAGUUGGACUGGUUAUUCCAACUACUUUGAAUCUUCAUAUGAUUCUUCUGCGAGGCCUGCUCACCAUAGGAUGUGCAUUAUUCAUCAUUUGGGCUACGCUCUAUCGUUGUGCCUUGGACAUUAUGAUCUGGAAUUCUGUGUUUUUGGUUGUCAACCUUUUGCAUUUCAUAUACUUAGUGUAUAAAAGAAGACCGAUCAAGAUAGAGAAGGAGCUUAGCAGCCUCUACAAGAGAAUGUUUGAACCUCUCCAUGUGCCUCCAGAGCUCUUCCAAAGACUAACUGGACAAUUUUGCAACAUUCAGACUUUGAAGACAGGUCAAGCCUAUGCAGCAGAAGAUAAAACAUCAGUUGAUGAUAGGCUAAGCAUCCUGCUGAAGGGGAAAAUGAAGGUGUCUUAUCGAGGGCAUUUUCUGCAUAAUAUUUACCCCUGUGCCUUUAUAGAUUCUCCUGAAUUUCGAUCAACGCAGAUGAACCGGGGUGAGAAAUUCCAGGUCACCAUUAUUGCAGAUGAUAACUGCAAGUUCCUGUGCUGGUCCAGGGAACGGCUGACUUACUUUUUGGAGUCUGAGCCAUUUCUUUAUGAGAUCUUUAAGUACCUUAUUGGCAAAGAUAUUACAAAUAAACUUUAUUCAUUGAAUGACCCAACCUUAAAUGACAAGGCUUCAAAGAAGAUUGAUCGACAGCCCAGCCUUUGCUCUCAGCUCUCUGUGAUGCAGAUGAGGAACAGCAUGGCCAGUACCAGUGACAGCGAGGAUGGCUUGCAGAUGUUUCUUCGGGGGACUUCCUCUGCAUCCUCUCUUCUGACAGGUCCAGCAGAGCGCCUUCCCUAGUUGACUCAUCGAUCACUUGUGCGAAGAAAUUGUCUGCUGCGUUCCAGAAAUCUCCUGGACUGCCUGCUCCCAGCUCUGUUGCCUUUCCACCAGAUACCGGGGUGGCUAAAAUUCCCCACGAGCACCAUGGCCUGUGAUCCAGUUGUUGGAAGAAGGCUUCCUUCUACUUGCUCUUCUUGAUCAGGCAGCCUGUAGCCGACUCCUGCCACGAAGUCUCCUCUGUUGGUCUGUUCUCGGAUCUUUAUCUUAAAACCCUCUAGUGGCUUUUCACCUGUUCCACGCACAGCAAAGUUCCAUGAAAUUCAAGCCGCUUCCUGAAUAGAGAGCCUUCGGGUGAAUUUGCACACUCAGAGAGAAAUUGUAAAACUGUGUUUGUGCAGUUAGUUAGAAUUAAAAUGCCUCUUUCGGACUUAACAGCAAAACUCUUACACCAGUAUUUCAGCUUUGGGAGAGAGUAAUUGAAAUGCAUGACAAGUUCAGCUGUAAUUAUGUAAAUCCGCAAGAUGCAUUUGUGCUUAGCACAUACUUGAUAAAUACACUUUUCUCUGCUGUACUUUUCCUUGGUUUGUGUACCUUUUUUUUUGUAUACAGGGUGUGUUUUCCCCAAGAGAUACGGGGUUUAUGUUCUUUUGUAUUCUUAAAUUCCUCAGCCCAGCUGAGGCAGCAGCCUCCCAAAUCCAGUAUUUUCCCUUACUUUUGGGGAGGCAGAGGGAUUGCCCCUACACCAGUGCAACACACACCAUGGAAAGUAUUGUUAUUUAUUCGUCUUUGUAUUCCGAUUGUGAAAUUUCUGACUUCUGUAAAAGGUUUGUUCGUCUCCUUGAACUGUAAUGCUUCAAUCUUUGUUUUUGCCAAGAUAGCAUGUUAAUUAUUCCUGGGUACUGUCAUUGCUAAUGAUGGGGUUGCUGCCAAGGUGAGCUCUGCAUAAAGAUUUGUAUUCAGUGUGGAUUGUGGCAAUGUAUGCACUUCUUUUCAGAUCACAGGGAAAACUGAAAAAUCUGCCAUUUACGUUGCCACUGCUGUGUUUUCAGAAAUCUUCUGCUGGGUGCUCUCAGUGCAAUAGUUGGGGUAUUUUUCUGUCUGUUUUGUUUUUUAAGAUUUAGUAUAAGGCACAUGUUGAGGCUCACAGUUCCGGUGCUGUUCCCUGGAUCCUCCUUCUACGGGCAUACAUUUGUUUAUUGAGAACAAACAAACACAAUCCAAAAUCCUCAAAAGAUUUUGUGACAAACGUAUGGAAAUGACAAACUUUUUUUUUUUUUUUUUUUUAAUUAGAAUAAAAAAACUAAUGAAGGGAACUUACCUGUAUGGGAAAUCUACAGGAAUACUGUUUUGUCAUUGCUAGGUGAUUGUUGCGUGGACAAAAGCCUCUCACUACAAAUGUAAUUUUUGACUAUUACAAUGCAAAUAAGUUUUCUUCUCCUAAUUUCCAUCUUCUUGAAAAAAAUGAGCAUUUA
Molecule: messenger RNA, 2531 nt
Organism: Hirundo rustica (Barn swallow)
Lineage: Eukaryota; Metazoa; Chordata; Aves; Passeriformes; Hirundinidae
Gene: POPDC1
Product: blood vessel epicardial substance
Exons: 8
Coding region: 94-1077 (327 amino acids)
Cellular component (GO): sarcolemma
Molecular function (GO): cAMP binding
Source: RefSeq, a predicted model, not a curated record